AUGCUCCAAAAGAGUUCUCGACUGACACAUAAUUUGAAGAAGCUAUACGCUACCAUCAUGAGCGAUUUAGGCGGCCCCAGCGGUAACGAGCGGCCUGUUGACUCCAGAAAGAGACUAUCGACGAGCAGUUUAUCAGCUGCAGCGGACCAGGGCGAGUCGAGCGAGCCCUCUGAGGCCAUAGAAGUUAAAAAGAAGAAAAAAUUGCCCAUGGGAGAACUGCGAGACAGCGCGGGCUUCAAGAUCAAGGUCCAGGAAUCAACGCAUCUGCGCAACAAGCAAGUGGAUCCAGAUUAUGAAGUAAAAGUGGAAGGUCCAUUGCGAAAGAUCGUGCCAUACCAUUUCACCUAUAAAACGUUUUGCAAACUGCGGUGGCGCGACCGGCCACUGAUCGACAUUUUCGUCAGUGAGUUUCGCGACCGGGAGGAAGCAUACUACCGCAAGACCAUUGCCAACGGCUCUGUUAUGCUAAACGACAGUCCUGCAGAUCUACAGUCGAUCGUGCGUAACGGUGACCUUAUCAUGCAUCGUAUCCACCGUCACGAGCCGCCCGUUACAUCCAGACCCGUGAAGAUUGUUUUCGAGGACAGCGACAUCCUCGUCAUCGACAAGCCAAGCGGCAUUCCUGUGCACCCUACGGGACGGUACCGUUUUAACACAGUUACGAAGAUUUUGCAGAAGCAGAUGGGCAUCGCGGUUCACCCUUGCAACAGGCUCGAUCGACUCACAAGUGGACUCAUGUUUUUGGCCAAAACGCCAGCGGGCGCAGACCGCAUGGCAAACCAGUUGAAAGCACGAGAAGUCAAGAAAGAGUACAUUGCGCGUGUGGUAGGCGAAUUUCCGGUCGAAACUAUCAAGGUCUCGAAACCGCUGCGGUGUGUCGAGCCACGACUGGCGCUAAAUGCGGUCUGUGACAUUGACAACGACGGUGCCAAAGAGGCAGAAACCGUGUUCACGCGGGUCAGCUAUGACGGACAGACCAGUUUGGUCAAGUGCCAGCCACACACGGGGAGAACGCACCAGAUUCGGGUCCAUUUGCAGUAUUUGGGCCACCCCAUUGCAAACGAUCCGUUAUACUCGAACCCACAGGUUUGGGGACCGUCUCUGGGCAGAGGCCAGUCGCAAGACCACACCGACGUCAUCCAGGCGUUAUCGCAAGUUGGCAAGGAUGUGUGUGCCGAAAGUUGGUUCCACCCAGACUCGGCUGGCGAGCUCUUGACCGGUAACAGGUGUCCUGAGUGCGAGACAGAGCUGUACACAGAUCCGGGUCCCAACGAUCUGGAUCUUUGGCUGCAUGCCUACUGUUACGAGUCCACCGAAUUUGACGACGCGGGAUUGCGUUUGUGGAGCUACAAGACUGAGUUUCCGGACUGGGCCUUACAACCACACCGCAGGUACAUGGAACAGGCACUACAGGAAGCCCAGAAAUGUGGGCCCACGACCACCGCUUUUAGCGUUGGCGCCGUCUUGGUAUGUGGCGACCGCGUUUUAGCCUCGGGACAUUCCAGGGAACUGCCAGGCAACACACACGCGGAACAGUGCGCAUUAGACAAGUACUCUAGCGCGACGGGCCUUGCUCGGGUUCCUGUGGGCAGUGCACUCUACACGACCAUGGAACCGUGUUCACUGCGUUUAAGUGGACAAUUGCCAUGUGUGGACCGCAUCCUUGCUCAAAAUAAACACAUUCGGACCGUGUUCGUUGGUGUUAUGGAGCCUGACACCUUUGUACAGAACAAUAAUAGUCGGGCGAAGCUUUCCCAGCAUGAAAUCGAUUACGUGCUAAUUCCCGGAUACGAAAGUGCUUGUACUGCCGCUGCUAUCAAGGGCCACGACGCCAAAAUCAAACAGUAG
Lachancea meyersii CBS 8951 is the source of this 1848-nucleotide messenger RNA. NCBI's taxonomy places the organism in Eukaryota, Fungi, Ascomycota, Saccharomycetes, Saccharomycetales, Saccharomycetaceae. The record is from the annotation of a GenBank genome assembly.